UUGGCUGGUGGGGUCCCGGGCCGAGGCGGCGAGAGCAGAGCAGAGCAGCCGGGAGACGGAGCGGGUGCAGGCGCGGCAGCUGUGGGCGCGAAAAAAAUAAUCUUGCUGAUUAUUGUUUUCCAGAAAACACUCUUUUUAGAGCACUUCUUGGUGGUGCCAUCAGAAAUGUCUUCCUUAAGUGGAAAGGUGCAAACCGUUUCAGGUCCAGUGGACCCAAGCAAACUGGGCCGGACGCUGACCCAUGAACAUCUGACAAUGACCUUUGAUUGCUGUUACUACCCACCUGCUCCGUGCCAUGAAACCAUCUCUAAGGAACCUAUCCUGAUGAAAAACUUAUUUUGGAUUCAGCAAAACCCUUAUUCCCAUAAAGAGAAUCUUCAGUUGCAUCAGGAGAGAGAAGCCGUAAAGGAAGAGUUGUUGUAUUUCAAAGCUAAGGGUGGUGGAGCUAUGGUAGAGAACACGACCACUGGCCUCCAAAGGGAUGUGCAGACCUUGAAGUGGCUCUCUGAUCAGACUGGAGUCCAUAUCAUAUCAGGAGCUGGAUUUUAUGUGGAUGCAACCCAUUCUUCAGAGACGAGAGCCAUGUCAGUAGAACAGCUCACCGAUGUCCUUAUUAAUGAUAUUCUCCAUGGAGCCGAUGGUACCACUAUCAAGUGUGGUGUUAUUGGAGAAAUUGGAUGCUCCUGGCCUUUGACUGAGAGUGAAAGAAAGGUUCUUCAGGCAACAGCACAUGCCCAGGUUCAGCUUGGCUGUCCUGUUAUUAUCCAUCCUGGACGCAGUCCAAGUGCACCAUUUCAGAUUAUCCGAAUAUUGCAAGAAGCAGGUGCAGACAUCUCCAAAACAGUUAUGUCCCACCUUGACAGGACUAUACUUGAUAAGAAGGAGCUGCUGGAGUUUGCUCAGCUUGGCUGCUACCUGGAGUAUGAUCUCUUUGGUAAUGAAUUUCUUAAUUACCAAUACGACCUAGAUAUUGAUAUGCCGGAUGAUAACAAAAGAAUUAGAAGGGUGCGGCUCCUGGUGGAUGAGGGCUGUGGAGAUCGAAUUCUGAUGGCCCAUGACAUACACACGAAGCAUCGCCUGAUGAAAUAUGGAGGGCAUGGCUAUUCUCAUAUACUUAGCAAUAUUGUGCCUAAAAUGUUAUUUAGAGGCAUAACCCAGAGUGCACUUGAUAAGAUACUGAUAGAAAACCCUAAGCGAUGGCUCACUUUCAAAUAGAAUGGUUGCUUAUGAAUUGAUUUAUAAUACUUACAGAAAAUCUUCAGUGAUUUCAAUCCCACUGGCAGAAUUAAUCAGAUCUACAUAGGACACAAUAACUGAUUGAAUUUCCUUCCCGUGAGAAGUUUGCCUCUCUGUAACAGGCUAUGUGCACCUGUGGGGAGUUGCUGAGUCUAACAACCCUAUUGUUUUGCCUUAAUAAAAUAAAUACAGAAAAAUCCUUAUUUCCAAACAAUAAUUUAAAGUCUGUAUACUCUAAGAGGAGGUUUUGGGGUUUUUCCUAAUCUAUCAGCUAUACGACUUGAGAAAAUUUUAAAUGUUUCUGGUUAAAUUGCCCCCUUCUGGAGUAAUCUAAUGUUUCUUGUAAUAUUGAUGAUCCUACUAAUUAUCCUGCUGUUCUUUAAUUAAUGCUUAAUGAAUAAUAUGGCACUUUCAAGUAGUUUUUGCUACAAGGGAAGUUAAAUUUUGAGAGUUUUUAUUCCAAAGGAUACUGUAAUAUAAUUACCAACUCACAACAAUAAAAAUAUUUUGGAAGGUUAAUGGUACGCUAUCCACCUAUCUAUAAUAAAUCAGUUUGAUGCCUUUGGC
Messenger RNA from Octodon degus (degu), 1803 nucleotides. It is a transcript of the gene Pter, whose product is annotated as phosphotriesterase related. The coding region runs from base 166 to 1215 and encodes 349 amino acids. NCBI's taxonomy places the organism in Eukaryota, Metazoa, Chordata, Mammalia, Rodentia, Octodontidae. Gene Ontology annotation, molecular function: hydrolase activity, acting on ester bonds; zinc ion binding. The record is from RefSeq and is a predicted model, not a curated record. Gene Ontology annotation, biological process: catabolic process. The transcript is spliced from 5 exons.